CUGGCAACCAGUCUGGAAGCAGACAGCGGAGUGAAUGACCAGAUAUCUCAGCUUCUCACAGAAAACAGACGUGUUUUCAGGAAUGGAAUUAUUUCGCUUUCGUUUCAUCUGGAUAAACGUCUGAGUGACCAUGCCGUGCGUCCAGACCCAGUGCGGCUCGUCCCCGCAGGGCGCCAGCCCCGCGUCUCAGAGCGCCGGCGGAGAGCGCAGCUGCGACUUCCUCACCCCGGAGUUUGUCAAGUUCAGCAUGGAUCUAACGAACAGUGAAGUCUCCGCCGCCACGUCCGGACCCGUUUUUGCUCCUUUGUCGGACGGUUACAGCACCGGGUUCGACGUGAAGCCCCCGUGUCUCUUCCAGAUCCAGGGAGAGCUACCGUGCGUAAAGGUGGAAGAGGCGUACAGGUGUCCGCGGUACCAACCGACGCACCCGUCGGACGAGCAGAUCUCCUCUCAGAGUCCUGUGUACUAUUACCGCCCCACUUCCCCGCACACAUCCAACUUCCAGACUCCACCGGGACACAUCUGGGAGGAUUCAAGUUCUUUUUACGGUUUUCGACAGGACUAUUUGGCUGCGGCGCACCGGAAAAACGCGCUCUCCAGGUUCUCUUUCAUCUCCCUGAAACAAGCGCAACACGGAAGCCAGAGUUUGUCCACCUGCCAGAUGCAGUUCGGCGGGUCCCUCCACGUGUCUAUGAACCUGGACGGAGGAGGAGCGCACCAGCCGAUGGACGACUCCCCGGUUCUGCCCUCCUCUGGCGUGCGAGGCAAGCAUCCCGAGGUGGGCUUUCCCCGCCCUCUCCUCACCCACGGUCACCUCUUCAUGGAGACCUCUCCGGUCGCCGGUAGAAGUCCGCUGAGCUCGGAGGGGCUGUGCGCGGUGUGCGGGGACAACGCAGCUUGCCAGCACUACGGAGUGCGCACCUGCGAGGGCUGCAAGGGCUUCUUCAAGCGCACAGUACAAAAGAAUGCCAAGUAUGUGUGUUUGGCAGCCAGGAGCUGCCCCGUGGACAAGCGCAGGAGGAACCGAUGUCAGUACUGUCGCUACCAGAAAUGCCUGGCGGUGGGGAUGGUCAAAGAAGUGGUGAGGACAGACAGCCUAAAAGGUCGAAGGGGUCGUCUACCGUCCAAACCUCGAGCUCUCCCAAACUCGUUCCUCCAUGGCAGCACCCUUCUGAGCGCCCUCGUCAGAGCACACGUUGAGUCCAACCCUCCAACGUCUCGCCUGGACUUCUCCAAAUUGAAAGACAGUCCAGGAAAUCCACCAGGGGACGAAACUCAGCACGUCCGGCAGUUUUACGACCUCCUGACCAGGUCGAUGGAGGUCAUUCGGGGUUGGGCUCAGAGGAUCCCAGGCUUUGCUUCCCUGCUUAAACACGACCAGGACCUCCUGUUCUACUCCGCUUUCCUGGAGCUGUUUGUCUUACGACUGUCGUACAGAUCCAACCCGAGUGAAGGGAAGAUGGUUUUCUGCGAUGGCUCGGUGUGGCACCGGCUGCAGUGCCUACGGGGCUUUGGAGAGUGGAUCGACAGCAUUGUUGAGUUCUCGGCCAACCUGCAGAGGAUGAGCCUGGAUGUUCCCACCUUCUCCUGCAUUUGCGCCCUCGCCUUGGUCACUGAGCGCCAUGGGCUGAAGGAGCCAAAGCGGGUGGAGGAGCUUCAGAGCAACGUGGUCCGGUGUUUGAGGGAUGGUUCAGAGGGAGGCGGUCCGAACCGCUGGUCCGGCCACCUGUCCAGGCUCCUGGAGAAGCUUCCAGAACUCAGAACUCUGUGCGUCCAAGGCCUGCAGAGGAUCUUCUACCUGAAGCUGGAGGACCUGGUGCCGCCACCCGCAGUCAUAGAUAAGUUAUUCCUGGACACGCUGCCCUUUUAGGGACACUUUCUGGGAUGUUUGACUUCUUCUCAUGCAGACGUGUCGGCGAUUCCUGACAGACUGAGGUCGUUGCUGCGCAUAAAAACAGCAAAUGCAUUAAAAUUCUGAGUGAAAAUCAAAGUAAAAUUGUGACCAAUUAAAAUAAUAUUUUUGGUUUGUUAACAAGUUAUAAAUAAUCACCAUCCUACCUGCUGCAGAUAGCUUUCUGAACAGUCUGGAGAAGAAGCCUUUACAACCUAUAGGAUUGAUGGGCUAAAGGCUAGUUCCAGUCUUUAGUUAUUAAUGUAAACUUCCUCAGAGACGUAAGGACUUGCUCUAUGGAAACGACAUUUUGCUGCUAGAGGUGAUGUUUAUGCGUCUAAACGUCCUAACAUCUAUGCUGAUCUAGAAAAGAGUUGUCUUUUAUCAGAUACUGCGGCUAACGACGAAAGGGUCUGUUAGGCAAGAAUAAAAAUGUUAAGCAGUUGGGUUAAGCUUUUUAUCCUACACUAGUGAAGACGCGGCUAAAGAAAGAUGCAUGACACCCAACAGGAAGUGUUUUCCAUAAUCAGGGAUGCACAUAAGUUGUGCACAAGUAAGCACGCACAUCAAACAUAGUAAAUGUGUAUUACUGUGUUUGCUAUUAUGUUCCAUUUCAUAACCGUGUUAUGUCAGUGGUGGUGUUCCUGCCAGUUCCCCCUUUAGCGUGUGUUUUUGCAACUGCGCAACACUGCCCAAGAGGCAUAAAAAGAGCACAUGCCCGUUAGAAGCUCACUCCCAGCGCAAUGUCCUUACAGGGUAAGUAGGGCCAUCACGUUUAACCCUUGAAAUAAAGCCUGAGCUAUAAAAUUAUGUCAACUUAGCAUUCAAACAAAUGUUUCCUGUUUCUCUUUAUUUCAGUAUCAUACUUGAUUUUGUCCUUACAUUUGUCCUUUAAAAAAGAAAUCUGGAUAUUUUUCUCAGAGGGCACUAUCUAGGUGGAAAAAUGGUGACACUUUAUUAUAAUUGUCUCUUUAUUACCAUUACUUAGUGCCUUUCAGUCCUAAAGCUGGUGAAUCUCUAAUUCUACAAACCUACGCUGUUUGGGAAGCUGUUUGGGGUUUGAUGGGAACUAUUUAUAACUUUUAAACUGAAACAAACUAUAGUCUGAAAUAUGAGACUUGAAGGGGAUUAAUGGUGGGAAAUGAGAGAAAAUCAGUUUGUUCCUAUGAAAAAUAUUUUAAUUUUUUCUAAGAUAUUUUUGAGCAUCAGGCAGGCCCAUCGACAUAAAAAUAUUGGACAAUGGGUUUCCAAAAGCUCCAAUGACACAUUUUUGAAGAGAAAUGGGAGGUGGCCACCACCGCCAUUUUGACCGUGUCACAGGUUCCGUCAAGCCCAGACAAUUCCACAAAAGGGAAGAGAGGUGGAGCUGAGGGUGGGGCUGUAAGGCUGGGAUCAACUGACGACACCCGGUCGAACUAGCUACAAGCUAACCUGAAGCUAACCCAAAGCUAACGCGGAGGUGGGAGCUAAGCUAACGGAGGUAGCAACCUAGCUACAACCGGAGUUAACUGUGCACAACACCAGAGCUUCUGAGUCAGAGAUGCGCCGGGCUGACCGCUGGGUAAAACCGGGUGGAACACAGAGCUCUCCCGAGACCUCCACAAGCCGGUAGCCGCACAGCAGACAAGCGCCGCUGCGAUCUGAGAUGCGCAGAGCUGCCAUUGGGGAGAACCGGGUGGAAAGGAUUCCAUCCCAGAGCUCCACAAGCCGGCAGCCCGCGCAGCAGACACAAGCCGCGAUCAGACAGAGAUGCACUGAGCUGCGGGGAGGAGAGAACCGGUGUCGGUACAAGAUCUGCUCGGGUGCAAGAUCGGCUCGGGGUCCGUCAACUGCCGAUGACGUCAAAGUAGUUGAUUGGCUGAAUAUGACCCUUACGGAAUUACGUAAUCACGUUGAUCCAGGCAAAUUUUUCUGUUGGAAAGAUGGACAACUUUUGCAAAGAAAUCCAUCAUUACCUCUCUGAAAAUACACUUUUAGCAUAGAGCUGCAUGUAUAUUAGGGCUGAACGAUUCAUUUCAUGUGCAAUUAAAUUGCGAUGUGACAAAAGGAGAUGUUCUAAUCGCAAAGGCUGCAAUUUGGCAGCGAGUGGUUAGCGCAAUGCUAAUAUACAUGGAAAAACCCAUAGGAAUGCUAAUGCUAAUAUCACCGAUUACAUUCUUACAAAUUAUGAAUUAGAAACGUGCCAAAUGAUUACAUUUGGAGUCUAAUAGAAAGUAAAACUACCAUCAAUCAAAUAAGUACAGACAGGUAUUUUAGUAAAGCCAGAAAACGUUUAACUCCAGAGUUUUGGCUAGCAGCUAUGAGCAUACCUGAACUACGCAUGGACAAGCCGUCAGAAACUCUAAACACAAAAUACUUCAAUAAACGGGACACACUUCUUUCCUGCAAAUACAAUUUCACAGGUAUUGCUAAUACCUAUGAUCCUUCAAGGGAUGUGCUCAAAGAGGAGUUCAACAUUAUGAAUAAAAUAGUGUUUUAUUUUACAAAUACCAUUAUAAACACAAACUUACGUCUUAAGAAACAUUAUUUUAAUAACAAUACUGCUAACUUCUUUCCACCACCAUAGAUGUGUUGUGUAUUUUGUCCGAGUGGGUUUGCCGUACUUUGACGUCAUCGGCAGUCGAAGGACCCCGAGCCGAUCUUGCACCCGAGCAGAUCCUGUACCGACACCGGCAGCCCACGCAGCAGACAGAAGCCGCGAUCAGACAGAGAUGUGCCGAGCUACGGGGAGGGGAGAACUGGGUGGAAAACAUCAGUCUCCCGAGAGCUCCACAAGCCGAUAGUCGGAACCCAGCUUCACCAACAUGUUAUAUUUCAACCCAUUUUCUAAAGUGCAGCAUUAUGUUAAAUGCACUGGGUUUACCCUAUUACAUUUAAAUUUCAUGGUUAAACAGUACAUGUUAAAAUCUAAGCUCAGCUCGGCAGUGACCUAAAAUACAUACAUAAAUAUAAUUUUACUUACCGAAAAAAAUGAAGUGGAGACUCCUUGGACACUCUAUUAGUGCAAUUAAUGCAACAGCAAGUCAUUUUGUCCAACAAAUAAUAUCCAAAACAGAACACACAAACACACAGACUCAAAAUCCCGGAACAGUUUCCAGGCCAGACCGAGGCUCUACUGAGGCCUUUCCACGGAGCUAGCUCUGUGGUCACGUGGGUCUGAUGCUCAUUAAUUAUACAGAAUUUUAGGCUUUUAAUACACUUAAACAGAAGAGUGAGAAAAAAAUCACCCCCCUCAGAGUUGUCAUGUGUAAACUAGAUCAUUUAAACCAAAAACAUGUGUUGGUACCAGGCUGUAAACAUGUUUAUUUCUGCUGUGAAAUUGGUAUUUUUAACAUGGGAGUCAAUGAGGAUUUGCUCGCUUCCGACACCAGCCCCUAGUGGAUGAGGGUGGAACUGCAAUUUUUGUAACCCACGUUGGCCUCAAUUUUUCACCCGCAUUGUGGGGGCUUGGGCAGGUCAUACCUUUCCACUAUAGGUGAGUAAAACCACGUGAUUCAGUCAUUUUCAGGCUUGUGUGAAAACAUUUUUGAUACAAAAUAAGUGUGUUUCUCUCUAUGCUUUUAUUUAUCAGUAGUGUGAGUUUUGACCCAGUUUGUUUUUAUUCAUGUUUAAUAAAUUAAUAUGUUUGAAAAAAUGAUGAUUGUGUUAUGUUUCCUGAGAUGUUCUUUUUAGAUUUGAGGUUUAAUUUGCUAAACAGUACAUAAGAUGAAAGUGAUUAUAAAUAUUGAUGUCAUUUGCUUUAGUAUUUUAUUAGCUCUGACUCGUCUCCACCAACAUUCUUCUCGUGCAAAAGGUCACUGUGUGUGUUUAAAACAUUCCAGUUAAAGCAGCAACACAGUGUUUGCACACUUGAAAAGGUUAAAGGUCAUUGAUGCAUUUUAUUUAUGUUGUUUAUCUUACUGCUGUUGGCGAUGUGACAUUUCUACUACCCUUUGGUCACAAGUGACAUUAAAACAUCCGUUUCUGCUUCGGUCGGCAAACAACAAAAACAGAAGAAGUGGAACAUUUAAGUAAGAGUGUAGUCUUCAAAUUCAAAAUCAGCACAGCCGGUUUACAGAAUGCUCUUCUAAAUGUAUAAAAGUGGAUUUAGGUGUUUUGAAAAAUAAGAACAGGAUGACGAUCUUGUGAGAAAUAGACCUGCAGCUGGAUUUUCCACACAGUCCUGCGGUUUGUUGGGGGAGAUGCAAACAAAUCAAUGAGAACGUCUGAUAAAUGUCAGAUUUAUUCCAGAGAUGAUGGGGACUGAUUUUAGUUGGGGGGUUGGUAGGCGGAGUCUGCAGAUUACAGAUAUUCAAACUCAAUUCAAAUUCAAAGAUACUUUAUUAAUCCCAGAGGGAAAUUAGAGUUUCAGUAAACACAGUUCAGAGAUCAGACAUACAUAGGCAAAGACGCAUGAAAAGAAUUGGUGACUGUGGUCAUUCGCAACCCUGAGUCGCGCUACCUUAAUAGAGAUAAGAGGGUUACAUGAGGAUUGGUUCAGGUGGAGGGAAAAAGGCACUUCAGAGUUACCGUCCACAGGGAGGGCAGCUUUGCUCUGCAAAAAACACCUCAGACAGAAAUGCAACCGACUUCAGACAUUACACAACAUAAGUGUCCACUAGGUGGGGAGGUGGGUUUGGGACUCUCCACACGUCAGUUCCUGCAGCUACGAUAAGCAGCGCACGUCACCUCAGUGUGGACAGGGGAGGGAGGUCGUUGAGGUUUGGAGGGCACAGUGACUCCUGGAACAAUUCGGCAGCCUUCACAGCCCGCAGUCCCGCCCAGGCUGGGAUAGGAGACAGAGUUGCCAUAGCGACGGCAGGAUUCCACAUUUCUUCUGAGGGGGAGUAUUCGUUGCAGCCUCACAGGCUCAAGGGCACCAGAUUCAGAUUAGAAAUUGUUUUGGGGCCAGACAGAGAUAAUUUCCUCUCUGUCUUAAAGUUCCGUUGGUCCUCAACCUCUCAAAAUCCCAAUAAUGGCGUAAAUUAAUCUAUCCCAAUCCGUGCUGAUUUGUCCACUUUCUCCUUGAUGGCAUCCAUCGUUUGUGCCAACGCAUGAAUCUCAGCCAAAGUUCCAAGCUUACGAUUCAUCUCGACAAUUAUGCGAGUCUGUGAAUUCACAGUGCGGUGUAAUCCAUCCCUGAGCUGGGGAGAGCGCCAAUAUUCCUCGACAGCUUGUUAAUUUUCCGGUAAGCCAGGAAGCCUCCAAGGCCAAAGAGCAGGAAACCUGACACCAACACCAGGAAUAUCCACACAUCUUCAGAAUCCUCUACAGACAGCUGAGAGAAACAUAUCAGGUUCCACUGUUCCAGGAGUCCAUGAUAUGCUCAACUGGGUCUGUCCCAGAGGGGCAACCGGGAGCCCCUUCUCCCGUUCUCAUCAUUGAAAAAAUUUGAUCAAUCGCCUUAAGUGACCAACUGACGAGAUCAUUUUUAGUAAUUUCAGUUUCCAGUUUCCAGAAAAAAUGCUGAAGCAGCCGUGCACCCAAAGACAGGCAAAAAGCCUUGAGGAUAAGAUAGGGAGGAGAGGAGGAAAAAAGCGUCUGCACUCUCCAAGAGCCGGAAGAAGAAGUGAAAAUGUCAGGAUUGUCUAAUGAGUUUUGAAAGAACAGCGUCUGGACUUCUUUGAGUUGCUUGAAGACGUUUCACCUCUCAUCCGAGACGCGUCUUCAGUUCUAAGGUCAAAUGGUGGAGAGUCCCAGAUUUAAACCCAGUAGGAGUUUCCCCCCGAGGAGGGAACAAAAGACCCCCUGAUGAUCUUCUACAUAAACACAUUGAGAGUGGGUGUGGGUCCUAUUCAGCCAGAGUUUCGGGUGAGCUCAUUGUGAAACCUGGCCCCACCCUAUCAUGUGAAUUCCUGAGGUCAGGACUCUCCACCAUUUGACCUUAGAACUGAAGAAGCCUCUCGGAUGAGAGGUGAAACGUCUUCAAGCAACUCAAAGAAGUCCAGACGCUUUUCUUUCAAAGCUCAUUAGACUACAAUGACCUGGAUGACUGAGAACCUUCACAGACAAAUGUCAGGAUUAUGUACAGGUUCUUCUGAUGCAGGAACACAGACAACAAAAAGAGCAAAUGAUUAUGGGUCUCCAGGCUCAUGAAGGCCUAAACACAUUAAUGUGUCAAAUAAAUGCAAAGAGCAACUUUCAAGCAUAAUCUUCUGGUGAUUAAUGGAGAGAGUGUCUAUGUUAACUGAAAUGUUAUUUUGAAAAUGUUUAAAAGAAAGAGGUGUCUCAGCUGGGUUUAACCAGUGAUGUCACGGUCCCAAAGAAGAUUGUCUGACUCACUGAAUCACAAAAUCUUGGGCUUUAGAAGUUUUAGCUAGAUUAAUUUGCACUGAUAACCUCCGUUUACAAAAGGAAUCUAACCAGCAACUGCUGGUUUUAAGGGCCGCAAAAGGCUAAAAUGUUAUGCAUUCGCUGUAGCAUGAGAUUACAUAUAAUGUCUUUUUUCCAAGAUGUUAUUUCAAUGAAACAUUUAGUGUUAUUAUUAUUUCCUUCCCUCCCAAAUCCAUUUCUGCAUAUGGAGUCAAGUGUUUCAGGGUUUGUGAUGGAGAUCUCCACCCUGGAACACGUAAACGUAGAUUAUUCUAGAGCCUGGCCACCAGAAGCUGCUUGUUUUGAGGAUCCUGAGGCCCUCAGGCUGCUUGGAGCAGCACAGCAACCUGGUGUUUUUCAUCCGGAGGACGUAUACCUCUUUCUGCAGACUUUGAUCUCAGCAGUUGUCCAGCUUCUGUAGAGCUUUAACCGUUAUCGCUGUCUGGCCAGAGACCACCAAGCAUCAGGGUCAGAUGAUGGAUUGAUAGACAGGUUGCUGGUUAUUCUCAACGUGUAAUCUGAGAUUAAUAGAGCUUUCUCAUCAGAUGCUUUAAUUAAUCUAAAUAAGGAAGUCUUACCUGUAUUUUAUAAAGAUCAUUAUCAUCUCCAAAUUAUCUAAAAGGGGCAGAGUUUUUUAUACCUGUUUCACUCAAAUU
This is a messenger RNA of Nothobranchius furzeri (turquoise killifish), 8838 nucleotides long. RefSeq names its product nuclear receptor subfamily 4 group A member 2-like. Gene Ontology annotation, molecular function: zinc ion binding; RNA polymerase II cis-regulatory region sequence-specific DNA binding; nuclear glucocorticoid receptor binding. Gene Ontology annotation, biological process: regulation of transcription by RNA polymerase II; cellular response to corticotropin-releasing hormone stimulus; central nervous system neuron differentiation. The record is from RefSeq and is a predicted model, not a curated record. Gene Ontology annotation, cellular component: transcription regulator complex; nucleus. NCBI's taxonomy places the organism in Eukaryota, Metazoa, Chordata, Actinopteri, Cyprinodontiformes, Nothobranchiidae.